Molecule: messenger RNA, 2791 nt
Organism: Ochotona curzoniae (black-lipped pika)
Lineage: Eukaryota; Metazoa; Chordata; Mammalia; Lagomorpha; Ochotonidae
Gene: TCF7
Product: transcription factor 7
Exons: 11
Coding region: 140-1654 (504 amino acids)
Biological process (GO): canonical Wnt signaling pathway; regulation of transcription by RNA polymerase II
Cellular component (GO): beta-catenin-TCF complex
Molecular function (GO): RNA polymerase II cis-regulatory region sequence-specific DNA binding; DNA-binding transcription factor activity, RNA polymerase II-specific
Source: RefSeq, a predicted model, not a curated record
GCGGAGGCAGAAGCCCGCGCGCUCGGCCCGCCGCGUCCCGGGCUCGCAGGUCCAGAGCGGGGGCUCGCCGUCUCUCACGCCGCCACCACCACCACCGCACCCCGGCCGGCUCCGCGCCCCGCGCCCCUCGGAGCGCACCAUGCCGCAGCUGGACGCGGGCAGCGGCGGCACGGGCAGCGGCGCGGGCGGCGGCGACGACCUCGGUGCUCCCGACGAGCUGCUGGCCUUCCAGGACGAGGGCGAGGAGCAGGACAAGAGCCGCGACAGCGCCGCGGGCCCCGAGCGCGACCUGGCCGAGCUCAAGUCGUCGCUCGUGAAUGAGUCCGAGGGCGCGGGGGGUCCGGGGCCCGGCGCCGGGGCGCGGGGCGAGGCCGACGCGGCGGCCGAGGCGCUCGGGCGCGAGCACGCUCCACAGAGCCUGUUCGCGGACAAACUUACCGAGUCCCUGGCGGACGGCCUGAAGGCCCCGGAGUGCUCUGGCGGCACCAUGUACAAGGAGAGCGUCUACUCUGCCUUCAACCUGCUCAUGCACUACCCGGCCACCCCGGGGACCGGGCAGCACCCGCAGCCGCAGCCGCAGCCCGCCCUGCACAACAAAGCCAAUCAGCCCCCUCAUGGUGUCCCCCAGCUGUCUCCUCUCUACGAACAUUUCAGCAGCCCACACCCCACGUCUGCACCUGCAGACAUCAGCCAGAAGCAAGGAGUUCCCAGGCCUCUGCAGACCCCUGACCUCUCUGGCUUCUACUCCCUGACCUCGGGUAGCAUGGGACAGCUCCCACAUACUGUGAGCUGGCCCAGCCCUCCUCUCUACCCCCUGUCCCCUUCCUGCGGAUAUAGGCAGCACUUCCCUGCCCCCACUGCAGCCCCUGGCGCCCCCUACCCCAGGUUCUCCCACCCGUCCCUGAUGCUGGGCUCUGGUGUACCUGGCCAUCCAGCAGCCAUCCCCCACCCUGCCAUCGUGCCUCCCUCAGGGAAGCAGGAGCUGCAGCCCUAUGACCGCGGCCUGCGUGUGUCCCCCAGGAAGACCCAGGGUGAAUCCAAGGCAGAGAAGGAAACCAAGAAGCCAACCAUCAAGAAGCCCCUGAAUGCGUUUAUGCUGUACAUGAAGGAGAUGAGAGCGAAGGUCAUCGCAGAGUGCACACUGAAGGAGAGUGCUGCCAUCAACCAGAUCCUGGGCCGCAGGUGGCAUGCGCUGUCGCGGGAAGAGCAGGCCAAGUACUAUGAGCUGGCCCGCAAAGAGAGGCAGCUACACAUGCAGUUAUACCCCGGCUGGUCGGCGAGGGACAACUAUGGGAAGAAGAAGAGGCGGUCGAGGGAAAAGCACCAAGAAUCCACCACAGACCCUGGCUCGCCUAAGAAAUGCCGUGCUCGCUUUGGCCUCCACCAGCAGACGGAUUGGUGUGGUCCUUGCAGGUGGGUUUCUCCCCACCGUCAUUCUCCCUUUGCUUCAAGCUGCCUCCCUGACUGUGUGUGUCUGCUGAGCCUUCUCUCCUCCAGCCCUGCAGCCCUGCCAUGCCCACAUCAGGGCACCUCCCAUCAGAGUGAACAUUGCACACAACUUAUGUCUGUUGGAAGGAAGGGAAGGCAGGUACAACAAAGGGGCAUGGUGCCAGCCAAGUCCUUACCUGUUUCUCCCACCACACUGAGGGCUUGAGUCUCUGACCCUUGGCACUUCAUAACUCUAUCUUGAUAUCAUGUACCUACUGAGACCAGAAGGCCAGGGAAGAGUAGUACCACUCCAAGCUGUCUCAGCCAGAAGGACCUGUGCCAUCAAGCCUGUACAUCCCACCACUUAAUAGUAACAGUUGUGGGAGUUUAAAAGGUUUACUUUCCACAUUCAAACUGGCUCAUUCAGGGCCAGGUCUGGCAAUACUGUGGCUAAAGUUAUACUGGCCCCAAGAACACUUAUCUACCUAGUCUUUUAGUAUGCCUUAUCACAUUCUCUGUCCAGGGACCAAAUAGAAUUCAGGGUGUGUGCACAGGCAGAUGCCAACUUUGGGGCAGGCCUGUCCUUAGAAGGCACCCCUCCCCAUCCAUUCCAUGCUACUUGGGGGCAGCGGGGGGUGGGGGGGGGCGUACCUGUGGCCACAGAACUCUGCAACAGCAAUCGCAAGAAACAAAUUUCUUCUGCUAGCCCAGCUCUGAAGACUGGAAUUAUUCAUUGAAGCAGCCCCUUCCCUUAGUGUGCAUCUGAGCCACACACUCACAGAGGCAGCAAAAGCCCAAAGGCCCAGACCAGGAGAGGCUCCCUAGCGGCUCAGGCCUGGCUACAAAGGGUCCUUGUACAACCUUGUGGCUGUUGUGAGAACUGCACCUAUCCCAGGUCUGGGCCAAGUCCAAAAGUUCGACUGAAGACUUGGGCAUAUCACCCAAGUCACGGGGAAAGGAGGAAGCAGGGCCUGCUCGAGGACAGCAUUUUUUGGUUGUGGUGUAUGACUGUGAAUUCACCCUCUGUUUACAGAUAACUCUCUUCACUAUUCCUAGGAGGAAAAAGAAAUGCAUUCGGUACUUACCCGGAGAAGGCCGCUGCCCCAGCCCCGUUCCUUCCGAUGACAGUGCUCUAGGCUGCCCUGUGUCCCCAGCUCCCCAGGACUCACCAUCAUACCUUCUGCUAUCACGCUUCCCCACAGAACUGCUUGUUAGCCCUGCAGAGCCAUCACCUACAUCCCCAAACAUCUCUACUGCUUGCAGCCUCCCAGCUCCCAGCCCCCCACAGGCCUCCCGCAGCACCCUGCAGAGUACACAGGCACAGCAACAGGAAUCUCAGAGACAGGCAGCCUAGCCUUGCACA